Molecule: messenger RNA, 480 nt
Organism: Psylliodes chrysocephalus
Lineage: Eukaryota; Metazoa; Arthropoda; Insecta; Coleoptera; Chrysomelidae
Source: the annotation of a GenBank genome assembly
AUGAGCUGUGAAUUUUGUGACACUGCGAUAAGCCGAACAAAACCCGAUAUUUCAUAUGCUGGUUUUUGUGGACAAAAAGUAUUUCCUACCAGUUGUGUUGAAGUUCCUUCGGAAGUUGUCAAACAUACUAAACCUUAUGGUCUUCUAUGGUAUUGUCAGGAAUGUUAUCCUGCUGUUACUGAUUUUUCGCACACUAUAGAUAAAAGAGUGGCUCAAGCGACAUGUCAAUCGGUUGUAGUUAUUAAACCUAAGGAUACUAUACAAAAUAAUAUUCAAACUAAGGCUGAUAUUAUGAGCAAUAUUAAUCCCACUGAAUUAAACAUAAAAGUUUCAGAAGUUAAGAAUACUAGAGAUGGCGAAACACUUGUUGGGUGUAGUAAUAAUGAAGACGCAUCUAAAUUUAAAGAUGCAGUUAACGCAAAAUUAGCAGAUGCUCACGAUAGAAAAAAAUUAAAAGUAGAAAUCAGAAAAUUGGAUUAG